This is a messenger RNA of Cynara cardunculus var. scolymus (artichoke), 2250 nucleotides long. RefSeq lists its product as uncharacterized. Lineage: Eukaryota; Viridiplantae; Streptophyta; Magnoliopsida; Asterales; Asteraceae. The coding region runs from base 1 to 2250 and encodes 749 amino acids. The record is from RefSeq and is a predicted model, not a curated record. The transcript is spliced from 3 exons.
AUGGCGAAUCCCGAACGCACUUUAAGGGAAUGGGCAGCACCCAACGUCGCCGAGCAACCUCUUUGCAUCACUUAUCCGUCGGAAGAGGUAAGUGCUGAACUUAAAACUGGUUUAAUACACUUACUACCUCGUUUUCAUGGUUUAGCUAAUGAAGACCCAUACAAGCAUAUGACCGAGUUCCACAUGGUAUGCUUGGGGAUGAAGCCGCAAGGCACGACGGUGAAGAAUCUCAAGCUGAAGGCAUUCCCAUUCUCCCUAGUUGACGCAGCUAUGGAGUGGCUUUUCUACUUACCGUCGGGAUCCAUCACCACUUGGGCGCAAAUGGCGAGAGCAUUCCUCGACAAGUACUUUCCCGCAUCCAAAGCCGCCAGACUUAGAAGAGAGAUAUGUGGGAUCAAGCAGAAGGACAUGGAAUCUUUAUACGAGUAUUGGGAGCGCUUCAAGCGCCUUUGUGUAAGUUGUCCUCAACAUGGUAUUUCUGAUGAAUUACUAAUUCAGUAUUUUUAUGAAGGUUUGCUACCAAUGGAAAGAAAGAUGAUGGAUGCUGCGAGCGGAGGAGUUAUAGUGAACAAGACGCCAACACAAGCGAGGACUUUGAUAGACACCAUGGCGGAAAACUCCAAGCAAUUUGGAGUACGAAGUGACAUUGGCCGGGGCGUUAGUGAGAAUUCAAGCAACCGGGCUCCCGACCCUUUCUCGAGCACAUACAACCCCGGUUGGAGGCAGCAUCCGAAUCUGAGCUAUGCCCCGAGACAAGGACAAGGUCAGCAAUUUCAGCAAAGAGGCUCAUUCCAGCCGCCUCAGCAGUUUCAACCUCAACAAUUUCAAGCACCACCGGGCUUUCAGCAACAACAUCAACCGAAGGCACCAUUUCAGCCGAAUACCCAACAUCAACAUCAAGUGUCACCUCAAGCUCCUAGUGGCUCAGGUACAUCGUUAGAGGAUGUAGUUAAGUCUAUGGCUGCUAACAUGGUGAAAUUUCAACAGGAAACUCAAACGAGCAUUCAGGACCUUCAUGCCACUGUUGAACAAUUAGUGAACAAGGGUAAGUUGCCAUCUCAAACGGAGACGAAUCCGAAGGCAAAUGUGAGUGUUGUCACUUUGAGAAGCGGAAAGGAGCUUCAAGAGGUUGGAAAGAAGAAGAAGGAAAAGGUUCACGAGGAAGAAGAGUUAGAGGUCAAGACAUCCACUUCGGGUGCAAAGGAUGUCAAAGAAGAGGCAAAGAAGAAGACACCCAAAGUGAUAGUCCAAGCACCGCCAUUCCCGAGCCGAUUCGAGAAGACAAAGCGGGAGAACGAAGAGAAAGAGAUUCUUGACACAUUUCGAAAAGUUCAGGUAAACAUCCCUUUAUUAGAUGCAAUUAAGCAAGUUCCUAGAUAUGCUAAAUUUUUUAAAGAACUUUGUACUAAUAAAAAGAAACUAAAGGGUAAUGAAAAGAUAAGCAUGAGUCAAAAUGUGUCCGCUGUUUUGCAAAAACAGUUACCACCAAAGUGUAAAGACCUGGGCAUGUUUACCAUGCCAUGUAAGGUAGGCAAUGUUUGGGUAAAUCAAGCCAUGUUGGACUUAGGGGCAUCAAUUAAUGUUAUGUCGUAUGCCAUCUACUCAUCUUUGGAUGUAGGGUCCCUUAAGCCAACUGGUGUGGUAAUCCAAUUAACGGAUAGGUCUAUUGUCUACCCUAAAGGGGUAUUAGAGGACGUGCUAGUUCAAGUGAAUGAACUGGUCUUUCCGGCAGAUUUUUAUGUUAUAGAUAUGGAGGAGAAAAAUGCCUCCAACGCCGGUAUGCUUUUGCUAGGUAGACCAUUUUUUAAAACCUCUAAGACUAAGGUAGACGUCCAUAGUGGUAGUUUGACCAUGGAAUUCGAUGGCAAGAUGAUUAAAUUUAAUAUAUAUGAUGCCUUGCGACAUCCGAGUGAUGUUUCAUCUUUAUGCUUUGUUGAUAUUGUCGAGUCUUUAUCUGACACUAUGACCAAGGCGUUCCAUGACUCUCGUUUUUCACAUUACAUCGCCGUCUCCUCCGUCUCCGUUGCCACCGUCGUCGCCCUUCGUCUCCUUUGCCACCGUCGCCGUCACCCUUCGUCUCCGUUGCCACCGUCGCCGUCGCCCUUCGUCUAUGUUGCCACCGUCGUCGCCCUUCGUCUCUGUUGCUCAUCGUCGUCGUCGCCCUUCAUCUCUGUUGCCACCGCCGUCGCCCUUCGUCUCUGUUGCCACCGCCGUCGCCCUUCGUCUCCGUCGCCUAUCGUCAACAGGUAA